UUUAUUCUUAGUGUUUUGAAAUUGGGGCAUCGUUCUCGGAAUAGCUCAUGCAAAACGUAGCUGGCCGUACCUCCAAAUGCAGGAAGUAUGAGCGUAUUGGACAAGGUCGAUAUACCGCAUUGUGUCUAGUUAAGUAGCAAUGGAAAUAAAUGGUAAUAUCAAGGAAAGAGAUUGUAAAUUUUACCAAGAGGAAGAAGUACUUAAGCAUUGUACAGUGGACGAUUGUUGGGUAAUAGAAAAAGGAACUGUUUACGAUGUCACACCAUUUUUAGAAAAACAUCCUGGUGGUGCAGAGUUAGUUCUAGCACGAGCUGGAACAGAUAUAACUGAUAUUCUUAAUGAUGAAAAUACCCAUAUUCAUACUCAUAAUGCAUAUAGUUUACUUAGGGAAUAUAAAGUUGGUAAAAUAGAAAAAAAAACUGAAAAAGAGCGUCUAACAAAAAGUGUCAUAGAAGAAGAAUUUUCAAUGAAAGGAUGGAAGGAGGAUCGCAUUGAUUGGAAUAAAGGAUUGGUGUUACAAGUACAUAAACUUGGUAAAGAUUACAUGAAAUGGGUACACUCGCCAGUAAAUAGAAAACUUAGACUUUUUGAUUCAGACUUUGUUGAAUUUUUCUCAAAAACACCAUGGUAUGUGGUACCUUUAAUCUGGAUACCUGUUACCAUUAUAUUCUCUAUUAUAUCUAUUAUGGAGAUACACAAUUCAAAUAGAGCAUUCCAUUUCUUCGAGGAUGAGAGGUUGCGACGAGCAUCGUCAUUUUUGUUGUUUUUGUGUUUCUUUCUUGUUGGGAUACCGAUGUGGACAUUUGUAGAAUAUAUUCUUCAUCGUUUCCUGUUUCAUUUGGAACCGGAAGGCGAUUCACCGUUGCUUAUCACAUUUCAUUUCUUCCUGCAUGGUCAACACCACAAGGUUCCAUUUGAUGGACAAAGGCUAGUGUUUCCACCUGUCGCUGCCGCUGUGUUUGCCGCGUUCUUCUUGUGGAUAUUCAGUAUGCUACUUCCAGUUGGUAUUUCACGUGCGGUCUGGUCAGGCGGUUUGCUUGGUUAUGUUGGGUAUGAUAUGCUGCACUAUUAUUUUCAUCAUGGUACACCGGAGAGAGGAACAUAUUUGCAUUCACUGAAAUAUUAUCACGUGUUACAUCAUUUCGAUGACCAUUCUACCGGGUAUGGAAUAUCGACGAAGUUUUGGGACUAUCCGUUCUCAACUGUCAACAAGAAAGUCCUAUGAUGCGAA
Messenger RNA from Hydractinia symbiolongicarpus, 1231 nucleotides. RefSeq names its product fatty acid 2-hydroxylase-like. Gene Ontology annotation, molecular function: iron ion binding; heme binding; fatty acid 2-hydroxylase activity. Bases 140 to 1225 code for a protein of 361 amino acids. The record is from RefSeq and is a predicted model, not a curated record. NCBI's taxonomy places the organism in Eukaryota, Metazoa, Cnidaria, Hydrozoa, Anthoathecata, Hydractiniidae. Gene Ontology annotation, biological process: fatty acid metabolic process; lipid biosynthetic process. The transcript is spliced from 5 exons. Gene Ontology annotation, cellular component: endoplasmic reticulum; membrane.